This is a messenger RNA of Cercocebus atys (sooty mangabey), 1282 nucleotides long. Its product is annotated as nascent polypeptide-associated complex subunit alpha, muscle-specific form-like. Bases 21 to 773 code for a protein of 250 amino acids. Lineage: Eukaryota; Metazoa; Chordata; Mammalia; Primates; Cercopithecidae. The record is from RefSeq and is a predicted model, not a curated record. The transcript has a single exon.
UCUGUUUCUCCCAGCCAAUCAUGCGACUCAAGGAGAACUUCUGGCGCUGUGUCCAGUCUCCUCCAAUCAAUGGCCUUCGGGGGCGGGCCGGCGGCCGCUCAAUCCCCACUCCGUCAUGCUUUGGGUUAGGGUUUUCUUUCACGCUUUCUGAGAAGGAGAGCAUGGCGCAGGCCUCGGCGAAGCACUUCCCUGAGGCUCGGCCGGAGGAGCGUUUCCAUCGCUGGCCAGACCCGGAGGAGAACGGGCAGUCGCUGCGGGCGUCAGGAGAGGUGGCCGCCCGGCCCCUUUCCCCGCCUGCCCGGAUGGGUGCGUGCAGACCCACCAAAGAAAAGUGGUCGCUGCGGGGCCCAGGGCUCGGGACUCCCAGUCCCACCUCGGCCGCGCCCCCAGGGCCGCCUGCGUCUCCAGGAAGCCGGGAGUGGCGUCCCCUGCAGGGUGGGGUGCUCCCAGGCCGAACUCCGGACAGGUGGAGGGGACGGCAGGGCUCGAGGAAGCCCUGUCCCCUCCAGUGCAAGGUGCUCUCACGUGUGCCCUCUGCCCUCCCGUUCACCCGCAGCCUUCUCAGCGCCUCUCCCUGGGCCCGGGGUCGCCUCACCAGCCUGUUGCUCUGGAAAACAGUCCACAGUCCCCGAUUCCAUCCAUACGCCUCCCCCCCGUUUUCGGCGGGCUCCGGGGAGGGGGCUGCACGGCAGAAGGAGGCUGGCGAUGGGCCCAGCUGCCUGUUGCAUGCACCUCCUCCUCCACCCAUAGCCUCUUGCCUGGGGAAGAGUUAGCCUGGGGCUGAUACUUUGGUUAAGCUGAAGCUGCCGAGGGUGGUCGACCUGCAGAUUCUCUGCAAAUUCUGAGCUGGCAGAGCCCGCAGCCCGGAGCCGGCCGGGGAAGAGGAGACUUACACGCUGCAGGCCGCCUCCGUCCACCCUGCUCUCCAUCUCCCACUUCAGAAGGGCUGGGAAGCUCACGGCCGGGGUUCCACCUGGAAGCUGCUUGCAUGGCUGAACCCAGCUUAGGUUCCUAGCGGGGCUGCUGGUGGAAUUCUCCCCCUUGGAGGCUGGGGAGGUUUAGGAGGGGGAAGGCUUCUGUGAAGCUCUCAAACCACUAAUAGAGCCCCCUCCCCAACAGUGACGGCGCAGACGCUCCCUCUUUUUAGUUGACACCACCAGGCAGCCUCCUGGCUGUUGGUAGGUUCCUGCAGCUGGCUGGGGGAACAGGGACCGGCAGGGGACUUUGUUAGGGGAGGGUUGGGAUGGGCAGUGGGCCCUGAAAGUUAAUAUAUUCGAACCUA